Molecule: messenger RNA, 805 nt
Organism: Xiphias gladius (swordfish)
Lineage: Eukaryota; Metazoa; Chordata; Actinopteri; Istiophoriformes; Xiphiidae
Product: fibronectin type III domain-containing protein 5-like
Exons: 7
Coding region: 1-711 (236 amino acids)
Molecular function (GO): protein binding
Source: RefSeq, a predicted model, not a curated record
AUGACCGCGGCCGUUCACCUGGACCUCGGGCUGCUGCUGCUGCUGCUGCUGCUUCUGGCCUGCUGGCAAACACCGGGGAUGGUCGGAGCAACUGUGCCAGCAGCCCCAGUCAAUGUAUCGGUGACCCAGCUGAGGGCGCACUCGGCAAUGGUGACCUGGAACGUCCCACAGGGAGAUACUGUCAUUGGAUACGCCAUCUCACAGCAGAGGCAGGACGGCCUGAUGCAGCGCUCCAUCCGAGAGGUGAACACGUCCAGCCGCUGGUGUGUGCUGUGGGACCUGGACGAGGACACGCACUACAGCGUCCAGGUGCAGUCCGUCGGGCCGCACGGUGACAGCCAACCCAGCCGCGCCAUCCACUUCAGGACUCUGGAGAGGAGUGACCAUUACCCAGCCGGAGUCCUGGACCACCAUGAACCGGCGAUGGAGGGUCUGGGCAUGACUCCUCACCUGCAGACCGGAGAGCUGCUCAUUAUCACCACCGUGCUGCUGCUGUGGGCAGCCGUCAUCGCCCUGUUCUGCCGACAGUACGACAUCAUCAAAGACAACGACUCCAACGGCACCAAGGAGAAGGCAAAGAGGCCGCUGGUCCGCGCCACUUCCUCCUACUACAACGCCUCGGCCGGCAGCUCGCCCAUCUACCACAACGGAGCCGUACGCAGCAGCAGGCUCCACAGAGCCUCCUCCUCCAUCAGCAUCAUUAGAGUCUAAGCGGUGCGGACGCCGGGGCGAGGGCUCACCCCAACCGUACGGCGGCGCGGGACGGGUGGGCGACGAUGCGCGGCCGCGGGAACUCCGGCGGGAU